GUCACCACCGUGCUCCGUUGGCUGACUUCAGUUCAAGGCAAGGAAGAAGCUUCGAAAGUUGACGGAGGAGGAGGAGGAGGAGGAAGAGGUGGCGGUGAGGCGAGGAAUGCGAAAAUGGUGGCGACGAACUUGAAGGGAGAGACGAUGGAGUUGAUGGAGAAGAGGACGGCCAUCGAGUCGGAGAUGAACGCUAUCAUCGAGCGCCUCACUCAACCCGGCGGCCCCGGUCUCACCGGAAACCUCGUCGAUGCUGAGGGAUUCCCUCGGGCGGGCAUUGACAUUCCAGUCGUGAGAGCGGAGCGUCGCCGUCUCUCUGAGCUACGCAAUGAUCACCAGCAGAUCACCAAUAAAAUUAAUGAGAAUAUACAGGUCCUGCAUUCUGCCAGACAUGCUCCAAAAUCUUCGAUAGCCAAAGAACCAGGUGAUGGUUCCGGCUUGGACAAUAACACUACUGUCAAUGCAACUGCAUCAUCCCAUGAUGAUGCAUCAAUGUAUUCUGCUGGUGAUAUGGAUGCGGAUGUCAUAGUGUCCAGACCCUUUGCAAUAGUUGAUGAAAUUGCUGAAAACUCUCCAGCUGCAGAGGAUGGUUUGCAGCUUGGAGAUCAAAUCGUGAAAUUUGGGGAUGUAGUAGCUGGAGAUAGUUUGCUGCAAAGACUUGCUUCUGUGGCUCAGACAAAUCAAGGCCGUGCAGUUGCCGUAACAGCUGUGAGGCAAGGCACGAUGAUCAACCUAACUGUGACACCUAGAACCUGGAAUGGCAGGGGCUUGCUGGGAUGUCAUUUCCGGCUCCUAUGAAGUAGGGUGGCUGCACCAAUCUUCUUGAGGUUUUGAUUCACACAAAGGCUCGGCUGUGAGUGAGAAUGCUUAGGCAUAGCAACUUGCUUAAGAUUUGUAGCUUCUCUCUCCCUCCCUGCCUCCCUCCCCCUUGGGAAAGACAAUGGCAAUGGUAUGUUUUGGCAUGCUAUAAAUAUUUGAAAUUGGACCCCGUCAGUGCUUGCACUUGGUCUUCCUCUUGGGUAAAAUACAGAUCAUGGUUGAACCCUUUAGUUUUGACA
This is a messenger RNA of Punica granatum (pomegranate), 1055 nucleotides long. The record is from RefSeq and is a predicted model, not a curated record. Lineage: Eukaryota; Viridiplantae; Streptophyta; Magnoliopsida; Myrtales; Lythraceae.